ACCCUUUCCUGUAGACAAUAGCAGAAAUGGCGGAUGUUCUGAGGAUUUUGUACAUUCUGAUCCUGCCUGCUGUGAUACAUUCUGAUUCUGGAAGCUCCCACGGUUGUGGUGGCCAUGGUUAUCUGACAACCAAUAACGGUCUGAUUAACAGCCAGUCUCAGGGGUCUAGGUACCACAAUAACGCGGAUUGUACGUGGCGGAUCCAUGCUCCUGUAGGGAAGGUUAUCAGACUUACUUCUACAUACUUUAACCUGGAGGCAGAUGAUUCAUGCAGUUAUGACUACCUGAAUGUAUAUGAUGGGUCAAAUACAAAUGCAAAACUGCUUGGAGAAUUUUGUGGACAUAGAUCAAUAAACCUUGUGUCUUCUGGUCAAAACUUAUACUUAGAAUUCAUAACAGAUGACAGCGACGUAUUCAGAGGAUUUGAAUUAUCAUACAGAUUCAUUCAAAGAACAGAUAGCUGUGGUGGUCAAGAUUUCCAAUGUCAAAACCACAAGUGUGUAGACUACUCUUGGGUAUGUGAUGGUGAUAAUGACUGCGGAGACGGAAGUGACGAAAGAACUUGUACCACAACCACUACCCCGAUUUCCGGAUCUGGUACAGCCCAUCCUAUUUCCUCAGGGGUUUGCCAGACGGACGAGUUUUCUUGCCCUGACCACACGUGUAUCCCACAGAUCUGGCGAUGUGAUGGUGACAAUGAUUGUGGAGAUAACAGCGACGAACGGAAUUGUGGAGGUUUGGCAGGAACUACCGUCUCUCCAGCUCUCUCAUCCGGAUGUGGAAGUCCAGGCACACAGACUGGCAUGCUGGGAAGUUUCCACAGUUUGAAUUAUCCUUCAAAUUACGAUAGUGACAUGAACUGUCGAUGGGAAAUCAACGUGCCUACAGGCAUGCACAUUAAAUUGAUUUUCGCUGAUAAAUUUGGAUUAGAAGACGCCCAAAACUGCGAUUAUGAUCGAGUCACAAUUUAUAAUGGAAAUCAAAAUAAUCUAAUCGGAAGAUACUGUGGUUCACAACACCCCACCACCAUGGUUCUGUCUAGUAAUCACGUUAUUGUUCAGUUCCUCAGUGAUGGAAGUAAUGAGGAAAUGGGAUUUCUCUUACACUGGUCAGCGACGAACGCAUCUGUUGUGGUACCUGGGGAUUCCCACACCACUCCAUCACCGACCGGCUUGAACUGCACCAGAGACAUAUACAUCAACGGUAGUACAUCGGGGACGAUCUCCUCUCCUAACUUUGGGGUUGGCCUCCAAUAUCCACCAAGAUCUGGAUGUAUAUGGAGAUUUUUUGCACCAUUUGGUUAUGCUAUACGCUUGGCAUACACGCAAUUCGGUGUUGAGGGUGGUCGAUCAUGUCCAUUUGAUUCUGUUACCGUAUUUGAUGGACAAAGUUCAACCGGAAAAAUGAUAGCAAAAAAUUGUGGAAACACACUUCCUGCCCCUGUUGUGUCCAAAACCAAUAAUAUGUAUGUCAGUUUUGUCAGUGAUGGAAGCACACAAGACAUUGGAUUUACAGCCACUUAUUCAGCCGUCAAAUUAAAUGUAUCAACACAAGCUGUUAAUACGGACCAAGCUUGUCAUGGAAGCACGCCACUUGUCCUUAACAGGACUUCCGGCUUCAUCUAUUCUGAGAAAUUUACGUUGGGAAUGAAUUACCCGGAUAAUCUAAACUGCAGAUGGCACAUUAAGGCACCUGCAGACAAAGUCAUCACUCUCCAAUUUAACACUUUUUACCUUGAGAAAGAUCGUGCAUGCCAAUACGACAACCUACAGGUGCUGGACGGACCAUUUGCUAGAUCGCCACUCAUCGGAAAGUACUGUGGAAUUAAUUAUCCACAAAAACUGACUUCUACAGCAUCAGACCUCUAUAUUCGAUUUCAAACCGAUGAAAGUGAAAACGAGAUAGGGUUCAACAUUACAUACACAAUCCAUGAUCCAAUUCCUACGUGCUCACCAAAUGAUUUCACAUGUAGUGACGGAACAUGUAUAGACAGAAGCUCCGUUUGCGAUGGAAGAAAUGAUUGUGCAAGUGGCAAUGACGAAGUGUUGUGCAGUUCCAGCUGUGGGGUACCACCUAUAACGCCAUCUUUGGGUAACUCGAAAAUUGUUGGAGGUAAAGAAGCUACCCCGGGCAGCUGGCCUUGGCAAGCCUCCCUGCAGUAUGGCUCGUUCAGAGACCACAUGUGUGGAGGUACCCUGAUCUCCCCACAGUGGGUCAUGACAGCAGGACACUGUUUUGAGGAUGACAGAUCUCCGUCGAAAUGGCACGUGUUAUUGGGAAAUCACCACAUGAAUAAACAAGAUGCACACCAGGUGGAAGUGGGUGUUUCAAAGAUUAUUGUCCAUGAAAAUUACGAUGAAGAUACUACAGAAAAUGACAUCACUCUCCUGAAGUUGCAAACCCCUGUGACGUUAAAUAAUUACGUCAAUCUCGUCUGCUUACCUAAGCGAACUGUGUCCAAUGGACAGCACUGCUACAUAACAGGAUUUGGAGACACCAUGGGAACUUGCUGUCGUAAUGUGUUAAAGCAAGCAGAAAUCCCUAUCAUUGAUGUGGGAAAAUGUAACAGCACUAGAUACACAGACGGCCAGAUUUUUAGCACCAAUAUCUGUGCUGGAUACGACAAAGGAGGGAUUGAUACCUGCCAGGGUGAUAGUGGCGGUCCGUUGGUUUGUAACAUAGACGGCAAGUGGCAGAUAGAGGGAAUUACGUCAUGGGGAGUAGGCUGUGCAGAUCCAAUGUCGCCUGGGGUGUACACUAAAGUGUACGAUUACUUAAACUGGAUACAAAAAACUAUUGUUCAAAAUUAAAACUGAACAACUGCACUAUGGUAUAUUUCUUUUCAAUAAGGAUGUAUGUUAUUUAUGUUUUUUUG
Saccostrea echinata is the source of this 2875-nucleotide messenger RNA. Its product is annotated as dorsal-ventral patterning tolloid-like protein 1. The record is from RefSeq and is a predicted model, not a curated record. Lineage: Eukaryota; Metazoa; Mollusca; Bivalvia; Ostreida; Ostreidae. Bases 27 to 2810 code for a protein of 927 amino acids. Gene Ontology annotation, molecular function: serine-type endopeptidase activity; protein binding. Gene Ontology annotation, biological process: proteolysis. The transcript has 16 exons.